AAGGGGGAAGAGCAGAGGAAAGAGAGGGAUGCUGGAGAGGGAGGGGAUGAAAACAGGAGCCGGGGCUAGCGUGAGCAGCAGAGGUCACCGGGGAUGGAAAGCACACACACAUGCAGCAGGCGCAGCAUAGAUGCAGCGUUUUUGUGCAGCAGCAGCAGCAGAUCAGGUUGUCCUGGCUCCUGAAGACGCUUCACGGGACGCUGAGGACGAGAUCACCGUUAUGCCGGUCUCCAUGGUAACUGAGUCCUACCGGUUAACGGACUGGUCUGCGGUUUCCGAGGCCCCGCCGGCUGCCAACCUCACGGAGCUGGAGCGGGACCCCCUGCUGGCCGUGGCGGAGGUGGUGGUUCUGGCCGUCAUCCUGUUGCUGGCGCUGGUCGGGAACGGGCUGGUUCUGGUGGUUCUGCUGCGGCGGAGGCAGAACCACAGCCCGCUGCACCAGUUCAUGCAGAACCUGUGUGUGGCUGACCUGGUGGUGGCGCUGUUCCAGGUGUUGCCUCAGCUGGUGUGGGACGCCAGGGGGCGCUUUCCGGGCCCAGACUUCCUGUGCCGCCUGGUGAAAUACCUCCAGGUUCUGGGGAUGUUCGCCUCUUCCUACAUGAUUGUGGCCAUGACAGUAGAUCGCCACUAUGCGAUCUGCUGCCCCCUGCAGGCGCACCGGAGUGGUGCAACAAAGCGCUGGAACACGCUCAUAUUGCUGGCCUGGAGUCUCUCCCUGCUGCUCAGCUUUCCACAGGUUUUCAUCUUCUCCCGUUCUGAAGUGGCGCCAGGUGUCUAUGAGUGUUGGGGACACUUUGCCCAGUCCUGGGGCCUCCAGGCCUACGUAACAUGGAUGACCCUGGCCAUCUUCAUCAUCCCCGUCCUCAUCAUCACUUUUUGUCAGGUGCGCAUCUUCAAGGAGAUUCAUCGGAGUCUGUACAGGAGAUCAGAGCGCCGCCUGUCCCCCACUCCUCUUCCUCUGUCCAGACAAGACAGCCAGAGCGGAGGAGGAAGAGCAGGAGGAGGAAGGUCUGACCUGCCGGUUUAUGUCUCACCUCUCACCUUCUACAACCCUGGGAGUCCCAACACCUCUGAUGGUGGAUCGGCCCUCCAGAUGAAUCCGGUCCGGUCCGGCAGCGCGUCUUCACAAACAAAAACCAGCUGUGCUGCGCCCCCUGCUGUUAGCUCCACACACCCCCACAAAGCCCCAGUGGCCAGGGCUGGAGAGGUGACCGCUGCCAUGUCAAAAACGGUGAAGAUGACCCUGGUCAUUGUUCUGGUCUACUCCAUCUGCUGGGCCCCGUUUUUCAGCGUGCAGCUGUGGGCCGCCUGGGACCCCGACCCGCCUCAGAGAGACACGGCGUUCACGCUGCUGAUGCUGCUGGCCAGCCUGAACUCCUGCACCAACCCCUGGAUCUACUCCGCCUUUUCCAGCAGCGUCUCUCCGGAGCUGCGGCGGCUGCUGUUCUGCCGGAAGCCUCCGCAUCGACGAGGCUCUUUGCCCAACGACUCCACGGCUACUCACACCUCCAACUCCUGACGGCCCGACACUCCUCAGUCAGCGGCCGAGUUCAUCACCUCGGAAUAGCCGAGGCCGCAGUUUGUGUGGUCGUUAAUAGUAAUAUUACUAAUUAAAUCAGUCGUCUGUGCGAGAACUGUUGACGUCCCCAACGGCGCCCCGCAUGAAGAACGUUGACGUCACGCUCUGUUUGCGGAAGUAUUAACGGAUGGAGCCGUUUAUGGAUCGAUUUUAAAUUUGAAAACACUUUUUUCGCUUCACACGAGUCACGUGAUCAACUGCUAGACGUUACUACUGGCGAAAACGAUGAAGAUAACAGGAAGUAGCAAGUUUAUCCAGUUGCUACUAUGAUUAUCGGGUGAGCAAGCUAAUGGAAACACAGAAAUUACAGAAUUAUGUUUUUCAACAAGGAGAAUAGCUAAUGUUGAGAAACAUUAGCUAUUUAACGUAGCAUUUACAUUAAUACUGGUAAUCUAGGGGCUGGGGGCAGAUUGUGGUUGCCUUUCCCUGCUAUGUGAAUCUAUCAAAGUUGUUUCAGUGACAUGUUACAAGGUGUGAAAUGUUGAAAAUCCACCUAGAGAAAAGCCAAAGCUGUUAGAAAGAUGAAACCUAGUUUCUAGUCAAUUAUUUUUGAAGUUGAUUUACAUGAGAUUUCCACAGUGGAAUGUCUCACUAUAUUUUCACAGAACCAGGAAUUAGAUUAGGUAACCCAAUAAUUUCUCUGCAACUUGUGUAAAAAAGGAGAUUCAGCUAAUCAGUGGAUAAAGGAAUGGGUCUUUUGACCCUAUAUGAAAUGCAUGAAGUCAAACUUUUGACUAAGUAUGAUUGUUUAAAAUAAAAGCCAGUUUAAAAACAUGCACAAAUGUAAACAUCCACUCAGACCUGUUUUUUGAGUUUAUAUGUAGACCCAAUGGGAACCUUUUAAUAACUGCUCAUUUUUUAAAUAAAAAGAACCCAAGUGUGUUUAAAUCAUAAAAGCCAUUUAUUCGUGAUCACUCAGAAACACACAAAACAAUGAAACUCCCACUGCAACUAAGAGAAUAAACUUUCCAAAAGUAACAAGUAUGCUGUGCUGUACCGUUCAACAAAAAAAAAGAAAAAGUUACAUUAUUUCUGUAGUUUCACCGUGUCUCGUUUUCUAUAAAAAUAAUUUAUCUGUCUGCUGUGAUUGAAGGAACAACGUGGGUUGAGAGCAGAGGAAUGUGUACACAGUUAAACAGCAGAUGAAGAAGAAACCGUCCAUGAAGCUGGAGAGAUGGAC
Xiphophorus couchianus (Monterrey platyfish) is the source of this 2759-nucleotide messenger RNA. Its product is annotated as vasopressin V2 receptor-like. Lineage: Eukaryota; Metazoa; Chordata; Actinopteri; Cyprinodontiformes; Poeciliidae. Gene Ontology annotation, molecular function: peptide binding; vasopressin receptor activity. Gene Ontology annotation, cellular component: plasma membrane. Gene Ontology annotation, biological process: positive regulation of vasoconstriction; G protein-coupled receptor signaling pathway; regulation of systemic arterial blood pressure by vasopressin. The transcript has 7 exons. Bases 131 to 1519 code for a protein of 462 amino acids. The record is from RefSeq and is a predicted model, not a curated record.